AUGUCGACGAGGUCCAAAUCCUCAAACACCCUCCGAAAGUCAAAAAGAAAGAACAGCCUUGAGUCUGCUAUAUCCAGUCAAGUCUUCACGAAGAUUGCCAACGUCAACGGAACAAUAGUCGCCGUCAAGCAGAUAAACAAGCCCUACACUGCCGUUACGGCAAGCCUGGUACGGGAGAUCAACGAGAUUCGUUACCUUACUCACCGGAACAUUAACCCCCUAGUCGGGGCCUGUGUAGAACCACUGAAGAACUGCAUCCUUUCUGUGUACUGUCCGAAGGGGAGCCUUCUCGAUGUCCUAGAAAAUGACAACAUUAAGCUGGACAGGAUUUUCAAGGUCUCCUUUGCGACUGACAUUGCUAAGGGGAUGAGUUACUUGCAUGCAUCCGAUGUCAAAAGCCAUGGGCACCUUAAGUCAUCAAACGUGUUUAUCGACCCCCACUGGACUUGCCGAAUAGGCAACAUCGCUAUGCCCAUCUUCCGAGACGGGGAACGACCACUGCAAGAUAGUGAAUUCAACAAAAAUUACCAAUUGUUAUGGACAGCACCCGAGUUGCUUCGCGACCAAAAUCAGAGCGUCCGAGGCUCUCAGAAGGGUGAUGUGUAUUCGUACGGAAUCAUUUUACAGGAAAUCAUACUGAGAUCCGGUCCAUAUUCGUAUAACAAUCUAGAUCCAAAAGAUAUUCUUCAACUUAUUAUCUCAAAGCAAACGCCCCCUUUCAGGCCGGAGGUACCGACCGAAGAAACAAUACCAGAACUCGAUGACAUUAUGCGCAUGUGUUGGGAAGAAGUUAAUAUGUUCCGCCCGACCUUUGAUACAAUAUUGGAAUUGUUGAAGAAAUUGAAUAACGGAAAGACAACGAACCUUGUGGACCAGAUGGUUCACAUGAUGGAGAAGUACGCUGACCACCUUGAAGAACUCGUUAACAGCCGCACGCAGGAGCUAGAGAUAGAACAGAAACGCACAGAAGACCUGCUUUGUAGGAUGUUACCUAGGUCGAUAGCGAAUGACCUGAAGUUGGGAAAGAUGGUCGCGCCUGAGACGUACGACAGCGUCACCGUCUUCUUCUCCGAUAUUGUCGGAUUCACGGCUCUUUCAUCGGAGAGUUCCCCGAUGGAGGUUGUUACCUUACUGAACGAUCUGUACACGUGCUUCGACACGAUUAUUGAGGACUACGAUGUAUAUAAGGUGGAAACCAUCGGCGACGCCUACAUGGUGGUGAGCGGCUUACCUCAGAGGAACGGUAACAAGCACGCUGGCGAGAUAGCGACAAUGGCUCUAGAUCUUCUAAGCUCCGUGACCACGUUUAGAAUACGGCACCGACCCGAGAAACAGUUGCAGAUGCGGGUUGGAAUACACAGUGGUUCUGUAUGUACGGGUGUGGUGGGACUGAAAAUGCCCCGGUUUUGCCUGUUCGGGGACACAGUAAACUAUGCCUCAAGAAUGGAGUCAAGCGGCCUUGCUUUGCGUAUUCACGUGAGCCCCCAGUGUAAGACCAUUCUGGAUCAGCUGGGCGGGUACUACUUCCACUGCAGAGGACCAGUGACUAUGAAGGGCAAAGGCGAGAUAACGACAUUCUUUUUGCUCAGUAAAGAAGGCUUCAACAAACCAUUACCGGACCUCAAACUUGCUGUUCCUGUAGAAGCGCAUGAUUUUAAAUAA
Molecule: messenger RNA, 1662 nt
Organism: Dreissena polymorpha
Lineage: Eukaryota; Metazoa; Mollusca; Bivalvia; Myida; Dreissenidae
Product: atrial natriuretic peptide receptor 1-like
Exons: 12
Coding region: 1-1662 (553 amino acids)
Biological process (GO): intracellular signal transduction; protein phosphorylation; cGMP biosynthetic process
Molecular function (GO): guanylate cyclase activity; protein kinase activity; peptide receptor activity
Source: RefSeq, a predicted model, not a curated record